Messenger RNA from Carlito syrichta (Philippine tarsier), 2313 nucleotides. It is a transcript of the gene GBE1, whose product is annotated as 1,4-alpha-glucan branching enzyme 1. The record is from RefSeq and is a predicted model, not a curated record. Gene Ontology annotation, molecular function: cation binding; 1,4-alpha-glucan branching enzyme activity. Gene Ontology annotation, cellular component: cytoplasm. Gene Ontology annotation, biological process: glycogen biosynthetic process. The transcript has 13 exons. The coding region runs from base 283 to 1680 and encodes 465 amino acids. Lineage: Eukaryota; Metazoa; Chordata; Mammalia; Primates; Tarsiidae.
GUAGUUAUUACCAGUAAAAGUGGAGAGAUCUUGUAUCGUAUUUCCCCGUGGGCAAAGUAUGUGGCGCGAGAAGGUGAUAAUGUGAAUUAUGAUUGGAUACACUGGGACCCAGCACACGUGUACAAAUUUAAGCAUUCCAGACCAAAGAAGCCAAGAAGUCUAAGAAUUUAUGAAUCUCAUGUGGGCAUUUCUUCCCAUGAAGGAAAAGUAGCUUCUUAUAAACAUUUUACAUGCAAUGUACUACCAAGAAUCAAAGACCUUGGCUACAACUGCAUUCAGUUGAUGGCGAUUAUGGAGCAUGCUUACUAUGCCAGUUUUGGUUACCAGAUCACCAGCUUCUUUGCAGCUUCAAGCCGUUACGGGACGCCUGAAGAGCUGAAGGAGCUGGUGGACACAGCUCAUUCGAUGGGCAUCAUGGUCCUCUUAGACGUGGUGCACAGCCAUGCUUCCAAAAACUCAGAAGACGGGCUGAAUAUGUUUGAUGGGACAGAUUCCUGUUACUUCCAUUCCGGACCAAGAGGGACUCAUGACCUUUGGGACAGCAGACUGUUUGCCUACUCCAGCUGGGAAGUGUUACGAUUCCUUCUGUCAAACAUCAGAUGGUGGUUGGAAGAAUAUGGCUUUGAUGGAUUUCGUUUUGAUGGUGUCACAUCCAUGCUGUACCAUCACCAUGGAAUGGGUCAAGGUUUUUCAGGUGAUUACAGUGAAUAUUUUGGACUACAAGUAGAUGAAGAUGCCUUGACGUACCUUAUGUUGGCAAAUCAUUUGGUUCACACGUUGUAUCCAGAUUCUAUCACCAUCGCUGAGGAUGUGUCAGGAAUGCCUGCUCUCUGCUCUCCAAUCUCCCAAGGAGGCGUUGGUUUUGACUAUCGACUGGCCAUGGCGAUUCCAGAUAAAUGGAUCCAGCUACUUAAAGAGUUUAAAGAUGAAGACUGGAACGUGGGCAACAUAGUAUAUACCCUCACAAACAGACGCCACCUGGAGAAGUGCAUUGCUUAUGCUGAGAGCCAUGACCAGGCUCUGGUUGGUGACAAGACGCUGGCGUUUUGGUUGAUGGAUGCCGAAAUGUACACACACAUGAGCGUCCUGACUCCCUUUACGCCAGUGAUCGAUCGCGGGAUCCAGCUCCAUAAAAUGAUUCGACUCAUCACGCACGCGUUGGGUGGAGAAGGCUACCUCAACUUCAUGGGUAAUGAGUUUGGACAUCCCGAGUGGCUAGACUUCCCAAGGAAAGGAAACAAUGAGAGUUAUCAUUACGCCAGAAGGCAGUUCCAUCUAACGGAUGACGACCUUCUUCGCUACAAGUUCCUAAAUAACUUUGACAGGGAUAUGAAUAGAUUGGAAGAAAAAUGUGGUUGGCUUUCAGCACCCCAGGCCUACGUGAGUGAGAAGCAUGAAGGCAACAAGGUCAUCACCUUCGAGAGGGCGGGCCUGCUCUUCAUCUUCAAUUUCCACCCGAGCAAGAGCUAUGCCGAUUACAGAGUCGGGACGGCACUGCCCGGGAAGUUCAAAAUCGUGCUGGAUUCCGACGCUGCGGAGUACGGAGGCCACCAGAGGCUGGACCACAGCACGGAUUUCUUCUCUGAGGCUUUCGAACAUAAUGGGCGUCCCCAUUCUCUUUUGGUGUACAUUCCGAGCCGAGUGGCCCUCAUCCUGCAAAACGUGGAUCCGCCCAACUGAAGACGCCUGGCCUCCGCCCCGCAGAUUGGACGUGUGUGUGGUGUCCCGGCUAUCACUGUCGCACAGCUUGUAGUGUGUAAGCUUUGCAAAAUGCAGCUGUCUAGCCACAGCGUCAGAUGUUUGAAAUUCACUGUUGACAUAUGCAAGCAUAUCAGACUUUUCUUUAAGAUGGGGGAGCAUGUUUAAAAUGUUGGGGAUUCUAGACCGUGUUUGCAAGUCACCUGAGCAGCUGGGAUUCUCAAAUGGAAGUGUCAAUGUACAAGGGGGACCCGAGAAAAACCAGAAUUAUUUUUUGGAUAGUGGGCCCAGGCUUCCCCUGCUAGGUGAGUGUUCUAGGAACCCAUCGGCAUCAGCGUGCCAGCUAGCAUUUUUGCAGUAGGCUACGUUUGGCUUCAGUGAUUUUUUGUUUUGUUUUUGAGAUUCUUUCAACGCAUUUGCCCAUUUCAGGAUGGGUGAAUUAUGGGUGUACCUGCCCACACGAUGGUGAGUGUUCAGCAGUUUUUGAACAAAAACAGCAUGACCCCAUACCCUCUCUCUUCAGCCUGUCUCACCCCCAGCCAUUUUUGUUUGUUUGCUUCCCUGGAUGAAAUAAGUCCCCAGGGGGAAAUGUUUUGCCAUUGUGGAAGAGGUGGG